Messenger RNA from Daldinia childiae, 1533 nucleotides. RefSeq lists its product as uncharacterized. The coding region runs from base 1 to 1533 and encodes 510 amino acids. NCBI's taxonomy places the organism in Eukaryota, Fungi, Ascomycota, Sordariomycetes, Xylariales, Hypoxylaceae. Gene Ontology annotation, biological process: adenylate cyclase-activating G protein-coupled receptor signaling pathway. The record is from RefSeq and is a predicted model, not a curated record. Gene Ontology annotation, molecular function: G protein-coupled receptor activity. The transcript has 2 exons. Gene Ontology annotation, cellular component: plasma membrane.
AUGGCUUAUAACGAAGACUAUGGUCCAUUGGCACCAGCUAGCGAUACUCUGUCGCCUCUACCUAGUGGCCAUCGGAAUGGACUCAUCGCCGUAGCCGUCUGCGGCAUGGUGUCAUUUGUCACGACGUCCACAUUGUUCUUAUUCCUAACGUAUAAGUUAGUUACAUGGCAUUUGGGGAACCCAAAGGGAAUUGACGAGGAUCACCAAACCCCAGCAAACGAUCUGUCUCUGGGUUUAGCCCAAAGGAAUUUUGGGUCAUCCAAGAAGGCUAUUCCACAAGGACACGAUGAAGAACGGCGGCGACGACAAGCAGUGGGACGAGGGCCGCCAAACCAGUUUCUCGUCCUCGUAUAUAACUUGUUCUUCGCCGACAUGCACCAGGCUACGGCAUUCAUGUUGAAUAUUCCGUGGAUCCGGAAGAACGAGAUUACCGUAGGAGUUCCGACUUGCUGGGCGCAGGGUUGGUUUGUGUCGACGGGAGAUUUGUCUGCGAGCUGCUUCAUAUGCGCCAUUGCUAUUCAUACUUAUCUAACCGUCGUGAGAGGGUACAAACCGCCGCAGUGGGCCUUGUAUCUUGCCAUCGUCGGUUUAUGGGUGUUUAUUUAUGUUAUGGCUAUUGUCGGUGUGGCCGCCACCAAUGACGGGAAAGGGGCCGGUGGGUUUUAUGUUCGCGCAGCAGCUUGGUGUUGGAUAAACGUUAGAUUCGAGUCGCUUCGUCUAUGGCUUCACUACAUAUGGAUCUUCCUCUCGUUCAUCAUGACAAGUAUCCUGUAUUCGCUUAUAUUUUUCUCCCUUCACCAGAAAAGGGCGUUUUCUCAGCCCCUUUCGCAUAGUCGUCCAUCAGCUUCGACACGGUCGGAUACGAAUAAUACAUCAACCCAGACAAACCCUUCGGGCCACCAUCCCGCCUUCCUUGUCUAUCCGGUCAUAUAUAUAUUAUGUACGGCACCGUUAGCAUUGGGCCGUGUGGUGAGCAUGUCUGGAACGGAAGUAAGCAUAGCUUAUUUCUGCCUGGCAGGCACUAUGAUAGCCUCUAAUGGAUGGUUGGACGUCCUAUUGUUUUCGACCACACGACAUUCUAUCAUAUUUAACGCGCCCCUCGACUCCGAAGACACGGGGUUGGAGACAUUCGCGUUUAUGAGGACACCACACUGGAGACAGUACGGAAAUAUGAUUUGGGUGCAGGGUGGAGCUCACACUAGUAACGGCGAAGAUGGCCGGCAAGGUAGGGGACGGAGGAGGGCAGUAUGGGGACUGGGAAGGCUCGGAGAGUUGAUCGGGUGGGACGGGAGAGACGGACGUUCUAAGAAUAGCAGCAGCCGCUGGGUCGGAGGUCCAGGUAGCGGGAGCCAGGAAUCCUUAAGGGGUAUUACGAGAGCAGCAGAGGCGGGAAUCCAGAUGGAUACCGUGACGACGGUCGUAGUAGAGGUUGAGCAAGAACAUUCCAAGACGAGAUCACGAGAACCUUCUGCUCACUCGAUUGACAGUUCAGAAAAAGUACACGAGCAAAGGGCGGGAAGCUUGCGUCUAUGA